AGAGAAGAGUCUCUCCAGAUCAGAACACCAGAUGGACAACGCUAGCCCUUCCUCCCUCCCGGAGUCCCCGUGUCGUGCCUCUCCCAGUAGCACCUUACUGCUGGGUAUGAAGAGGUUGUCUGUGCUUCUGGUGGACUGCAGGAAAACAACGGGGCUGAGUGUAACUGUGAGAGGAGGAGAAGAGAAGAAAGGAUCAGAUUUGACACAUCAAAGAGAAAAAACAAACCCGGAGGAACCAGGGACAUCCAAACCAGCAAGACAACAACUCUGCUCCCAGAUUGGAAGGAGUUUUACCAAGUUAGGAAGUCUGAAAAGACAUGAGAGGAAACACACAGCAGAGAAGCUAUACCAUUGUGCCCAGUGUGGAAAGAGUUUUAACCACUUAGGAAACAUGAAAUCUCACGAGCGAAUACACACUGGGGAGAAGCCAUACCUUUGCGCCCAGUGCGGAAAGAGUUUUAGCCGCUUAGGACAACGGAUAAAUGUCAUGAGCGAAUACACACAGGGAGAAACCAUACCAUUGCGCCUGGUGUGGAAAGAGUUUUAAGGUGUCAGGAAUGCUGACAACUCAUGAGCGAAUACACACAGGGGAGAAGCCUUUCAAAUGCUCAGACUGUGGGAAGACAUAUUACUCAUCACAGUCACUUAAAAGUCAUGUGAGAAUCCACACAGGAGAGAAGAAUUACUUCUAGUGUGUAC
Messenger RNA from Salvelinus sp. IW2-2015, 699 nucleotides. Lineage: Eukaryota; Metazoa; Chordata; Actinopteri; Salmoniformes; Salmonidae. The record is from RefSeq and is a predicted model, not a curated record.